Messenger RNA from Camellia sinensis, 5375 nucleotides. NCBI's taxonomy places the organism in Eukaryota, Viridiplantae, Streptophyta, Magnoliopsida, Ericales, Theaceae. The record is from RefSeq and is a predicted model, not a curated record.
AUGCAGGAGAUUGAGUUGAAAAAAUGGGUCUCCGACAAAUUGAUGUUGCUAUUGGGAUACUCUAAGCCUGAAAUUGUUUUGUAUGUUCUUGGUUUGUCCGAACAAGCAUUGUCCCCGGCUGAAUUGGCCCAACAGCUAGAGGAUGUUGGGUUAUCAGCGUCAAGCGAAACAUGCUCGUUCGCUGAAGAAAUUUUCAAGAAGGUUCCACGUGAUAAAGCUUCUUCCGGCUUGAAUCUUUAUCAGAUACAGGAAAGGGAGGCAAUGAUUCUUGCUAGGAAGCAAAGGACACACACAAUUCUGGAGGCCAACAUUGAUGCCGAUGAUAGUGUUGGUGAUGCUGGCAACAGAAAGUGUUUCAGAAAGAGGAAAAUUGAAGAACAAGAAGGUGAUGAAAAAGGAAAACAAGUUAAGAGACAGAUUGAAGAGAGAUUGGGUGACCAAAGAGAGAGCAAUAAUGUCAAGACACUGAGAAGAAUUUCGAGGCAAGAGUACUUGAAGAAGAGAGAGCAAAAGAAGCUGGAGGAGAUGGGAUAUGAUAUACAGGACGAGGAGUACCUGUUUGAGGGUGUAAAGCUGAGUGAAGCAGAGAAUCAAGAGAUGAGGUACAAGAAACAAGUUUAUGAGCUUGCCAAGAAGAGGUCUAGAGAAUCUGAUAAUGAUAUGGGCGAGUACAGAAUGCCCGAAGCUUAUGAUGGAGAAGGGGGUGUAAAUCAGAAGAGAAGAUUUGCUAUUGCAAAGCAAAAUUACAGGGAUGCAAGUGCCGGAGAUGAGAAGAAGCCAUUCGCAGAACAAUCAGCUUGGGUAGAGCAGCAGAUCAAAAGGGCUACUCUCAAUUUAAAAAAACAUAAAAACCCAACAAGUGAUGAAUAUGAGUUUGUGUUCGAGGACGAUGUUAAUCACUUCAUCAAUGCUACGACUAUGGAUUGCGAUGAAUUCAAAGUUGAAUCACCUAUUGAGCCAACUUUGGUUGAUGAGAGAGAAGCUCUGCCAAUCUAUACGUUUCGAGAUCAAUUGCUCAAAGCUGUUUGUGAUCAUCAGGUCCUUGUUAUUACAGGAGAGACAGGCUCUGGAAAGACUACUCAGAUACCUCAAUAUCUUCACGAGGCAGGCUACACAAAACGUGGGAAGAUUGGAUGUACUCAGCCACGUCGAGUUGCUGCUAUGAGUGUUGCUGCCAGAGUUGCACAAGAAAUGGGUGUCAAACUUGGGCACGAGGUGGGUUACUCUAUUCGCUUUGAAAACUGCACAUCAGAGAAGACCGUUUUGAAAUACAUGACUGAUGGAAUGUUGUUGAGGGAACUUCUUGGUGAACCAGACCUUGCAAGCUACAGUGUGUUGAUGGUAGAUGAAGCUCAUGAAAGAACUAUAUCAACUGAUAUUUUGUUUGGUUUAGUUAAGGAUAUUGUUAGGUUUCGUCCUGAUCUCAAAUUGCUCAUAUCAAGUGCCACUCUUGACGCAAAAAAGUUCAGUGAUUUUUUCGAUUCUGCCCCAAUUUUCGAAAUACCCGGAAGGCAAUAUCCUGUUGAAAUAUCCUACACAAAAGCGCCAGAGGCUAACUACUUGGAUGCGGCGAUUGUCACUGUUCUUCAAAUCCAUGUGACUCAACCAGAUGGUGACAUAUUGGUCUUCCUCACCGGGCAAGAGGAAAUUGAGACAGCUGAGGAAAUGCUUAAUCAGAGAAUGAAGGGUCUGGCAUCAAAGAUAGCACAACUUGUAAUUUUUCAAAUCUAUGGAAACCUUCCAACUGAGCACCAGGCAAAAAUAUUUGAACCUGCCCCUAAAGGAGCACGAAAAGUUGUCCUUGCCACAAAUAUAGCAGAAACCUCUUUGACAAUUGAUGGGAUAAAGUAUGUCAUUGAUCCAGGAUUUUGCAAGAUGAAGACUUGUAACCCGCGGACUGAGAUGGAGUCGUUAUUAGUCACUCCCAUAUCAAAAGCGUCAGCAAUGCAAAGGGCUGGUCGAGCUGGGCGAACAGGUCCUGGAAAGUGUUUCCGCUUGUACACAGCAUAUGACUAUCACAAUGAUAUGGAAGACAAUACUGCACCGGAGAUACAGCGUACCAACCUUGCAAAUGUUGUGCUGACUCUUAAGACCCUCGGUAUCAGUAACUUGAUGAAUUUUGAGCUUAUGGAUCCCCCACCAGUCGAAGCUUUACUGAAAGCUCUGGAAUUACUUUAUGCGCUGAGUGCUCUGAAUAAAUCAGGUACAAGUGCUCGGGUGAGAUCAUAACGAUUGCUGCCAUGCUUUCUGUUGGGUUAGGAGUAUGAAACGGGCCAGAGAUAUAAGAGACCAGUUGGAGGGGCUAUUGGAGAGGGUGGAAAUUGAACUGACUCCCAACACAAGUGAUAUAGAAGCUAUAAAGAAGGCUAUAACAUCUGGUUUUUUCACCCAUUCUUCAAGGCUGCUGAAAAAUGGAUCUUAUCAAACCGUCAAACAUCCUCAGACAGUUUAUAUUCACCCUACCUCAGGUUUAUCACAUGAGCAUCCAAAAUGGGUUAUUUACAAUGAGUUGGUUCUGACGACCAAGGAGUAUAUGCGGCAAGUUACCGAGAUAAAAUCUGAAUGGCUGCUUGAAAUAGCUCCUCAUUAUUAUCAGUUGAAGGAUGUUGAAGACAGUGGAUCAAAGUUAUUGGGACACAAAGAAGGGCAUUAAUUGAGAGGAGAAGAUUAUUUGGUAGCUUGUGAUGCAAGUUCUGAGAUGUUGUAAGGUGUGACAUUGGCUCUUUGAAUUUCCAAAACGAAGAGAGAUUAUGCAAAGAUUUUGCAGCUUUAGUGUUGCUGUUGCUCCACUAGGAUGCUAUUGUCCAUUGAAUUCUAAGUCUAUCUCCAAUUUGCAACAGAUAAGCUCAUUUUACUCUCUCUCUCUCUCUCUCUCUCUCUCUCUCUGUUUAGUUUAUUUCUGAUGUAAAAAUAUUGUCAAUAUCUUAUACUAUUAUCUAAUGACUAGUCUGACAUUGUAGCAAUUGUGUUGUUUUGGUGAGUGAUAUCAACCCACAACUUAAAGUUGCAAAAAUCAACAAGUCCAAGCAGUUGUCUUCUUCAUAUGCUUAAAUAUAGAGACAGAUUUUGGUAAAACAUACAUGAAAUUGAUGUUUCCAGAAAUGGAAGUUUAUAGGGGUCUGUUAAUACAUGCUGUGUUAGUGAGGAUGGAAACAAUCAGACGUAUUCUUUGACCAUGGCUGUCCCUUGAGACUUAUAAAUGAAAUUGGGAUGUGGUUCACUUUCUUAUAUGAUAGACAGAAGGUAAAGUUAAAAAUGUCAAAAGUGCAUAGUUUUAUAUAUUGUACUGUUAAUUACUUGGAAUUCGUUACUGUAUACUUACUAAUCUGAUUUCAUAUGGGGACUGGUUGAGACAUUCGAUCUUUUGAUGCUAGGUGUCGAACAUACGUUUUGUGUUAGGCAUUUAUAUGCCAAUUUCAAUAUCAGAUUCUAGGUUAUGGAAUUAAAAGACUUAAUUUAGCAUGUAUUUAAGCAAAACAUAGAUAAAAUUAAGAAAAUUAACGCUGAUGCACAUUAUUGGCUCAUGCAUAUCCCACCUGAAUGAUUGACCAAGUCUAAGUUCUCAUGUAGAUCCAAAUGUGAUUUAUGCUUGUCAUUAUGUACAUAGGUAAGGCUUUGGACAUGCCUUUGUUGAUUAUUUUUGAAAUGAUAAAGAGACAAAUUGGAAUGGAUGGCAGGGGAUAUGGUCCUAGUUGUGGUUAUGGCAAUUGGAAUGGAUUGGGCAUGUGCACACCUACUUGUUGGAUAGCUUGAUGUUGAUGUACAUUGUUGGGCCUAACCUUUUGGAACAAUUGGUGACUUAACAACGUGUCAGAGCCCAGUUUUUUUUUUUUUUUUUAAACUGAAAGUGUCAGAGCUCAGGUUGAGAAGAGUGAGAUUGAAUGAGCUUCACAUGUUCUAUUGCGUUGGAUUGCAUGCAUGCUUCGAAUGUUUGGAGUCAAUGCUUAAUGUGGUGGGGUAGUCAAUGGGUAUGUCUUCCUUCCUUGGGCAUUUUUUUUUAUGCUGAUUUUCCAAUCCUUAUUGAGACUAGGAAAAAGAAUUUGGAAAACUAUAAUUUAUGCAGUGUUGUGGUCAAUUGUUCCUAUUAAUUAAAAUUCAAACUACUUUUAGGAUUAAAGAAUUUGCCAAAUUUUUUUUUUGUUAUUCUGUGAAUGAUUUUGUUAUGGGUUGAUGGUAUUCAGAGGUUUGUUGAAUUACUCUAUCUUGUCAAGGCCUUUGAUUUUGCUUUUUAAAAUCAUAAUUAGACUUAUUAGUUAGAUUCGUAGAAUCCCCAAUGUGAUGUUGAUUCUCUUAUGCAAGAGGUUGCCCUUGCAUAAAUUGUGAAAAAUUCAUGGUGUUGAUUUCUCCACCGAAUUGGGGUGUUGCUUUUGUCAAGAAUUGAUAGCUGCCCUUGCUUUGUAGGAUUUUAUGAGGUGUUUCUUUUGUUUAGAACUGUGGUGUUAAUUUCUCCACCAAAUUAUGGUGUUGUCAAGAAUUUGAGGUUCUGUCCUUUUAGUUCUAUUUCUUUUUGCCAUUUUUGAUAUCUAUCAGGAUUGAUUGAUUUUGUCUUUAUGAAUUCUUCCAUCUUUAAAAAGAAUUUGUAACUACGUGCGGCCAUGCUUCCAAUCUUGGAAUACCUUAAUGGCUAUUGGAAUCAAGUUCCCUCCAAGUUUUCCAUAAAUUGUACUAUUUUUAUUAUUGCAGAGCUGGUGUAAUAUGAAGCUCUGAUUGCUACUUUGGUGACGAGGUUUCUACUACUGAAAUCUACCAACACUGCCUCCAACUAUUUAACUAGCAUUCACAUGUAGGUAGUGGCUUUCAUGGAUUUGGCUAUGGCAAAGAAAUGAAUUUUAUGGCAUACCCAAGCAUGGAAUGGGCGACAUGAUGGGCCUUUAUUUAUUUUUUUUCAAAACUGAUUUGUAGCUCGAAAAGAGCCCCCCGAAUCCCCCGAAUUUGAAAAAGGAAGAAGAAGAAGAAGAAGAAGAACUGGAGGGGCCAACAUCAACCGGGCUGGGCUGCGACGGCCUCGACCCUCGAUCGGCGGAGGCGCGGCGAUCGGCGACGGCCUCGACCCUCUCUUUUCUUUCUCUCCCUCUCCCUCUCUGCGUUUCAGACUGGAGGGAAGAAAAAAAAGAAAAAAAGAAAAAGAAAAAGGAAAUUGUCCAAAAUGACAUCGUUUUGGGCAGUCGGGGGAUUCGGGGAAAAAAUCAUUUUUCUUUUUUUUUUUGUUAACAAAGUGACAUGGACUUUCAUCAGCUGAUCUUUUUGCUAUCUUCAAUUUUUUGAUAAGUAGAUGCAAAAGAUCAAUCAUCUAGAAUUUAUUAUUUUUGUUCUACAUGAUAUGCCUGUUUGGCAGAACUUAAAAGCAACUUAUUUCAGCUUUCAGCUUAAUUUAA